This is a messenger RNA of Lynx canadensis (Canada lynx), 948 nucleotides long. Its product is annotated as olfactory receptor 2A12-like. The record is from RefSeq and is a predicted model, not a curated record. Lineage: Eukaryota; Metazoa; Chordata; Mammalia; Carnivora; Felidae. Gene Ontology annotation, biological process: G protein-coupled receptor signaling pathway. The transcript has a single exon. Gene Ontology annotation, molecular function: olfactory receptor activity; G protein-coupled receptor activity. Bases 1 to 948 code for a protein of 315 amino acids. Gene Ontology annotation, cellular component: membrane.
AUGCAGAGCCUCGGCAAGGAGAACCACAGCUUUGUAUCUGAGUUCAUCCUCCUUGGUUUCUCCAGUGAGUCACAGGUCAGAAUAGCCCUGUUCUCCUUCUUCCUUCUCCUCUACCUCAUCAUUCUUCUGGGCAAUGGACUCAUCAUCACCCUGAUCUACAUGGACUCACACCUCCACACACCCAUGUACUUCUUUCUCAGCAUCCUCUCCUUGGUGGACAUGAGCUAUGUCACUACCACCAUGCCCCAGAUGUUGAUUAAUAUGGUGUGUCCAAAGAAAACCAUCUCCUGGGGAGCUUGUGUAGCCCAAAUGUUCAUCUUCUUGGUCCUGGGCAUUGCUGAGUGUGUGCUCUAUGCCAUUAUGGCCUAUGACAGGUAUGUGGCCAUUUGCUUCCCCCUUCACUAUCCCUUGCUCAUGGGCCGCUCCAUUUGUAUCAAGAUGGUCACAGGCUGUUGGGCCAUUAGCAUAGCUGGGGCCCUGAUCUACACUGUCUUCACCAUGCGUCUGCCUUAUUGUGGCCCCUACAAGAUAAACCACUUCUUUUGUGAGGUCCCUGCCGUCCUAAAGUUGGCCUGUGCAGACACAUCCUUCAAUGACCAUUUGGACUUCAUCUUGGGUUUCACCCUGCUCUUGGUCCCAUUCUCCCUCAUCCUGGUCUCUUAUGUCUGCAUCUUUGCCUCCAUCUUAAGAAUCCACUCAUCCCACGGGAGGCUCAAGUCUUUCUCCACAUGUGCCUCCCACAUUACUGUGGUCAUUAUGUUCUAUGGGCCAGCCAUGAUAAUGUACAUGAGGCCUGGCUCCUGGUAUGACCCAAAGCGGGACAAGAAGCUAGCUCUGUUCUACAAUGUUGUCUCUGCCUUCCUCAACCCCAUCAUCUACAGCCUCCGGAACAAAGAUGUAAAGGGGGCCUUUCUGAAUGUAUUUGGUAACAGAAGGGCAUCUCAGUGA